Momordica charantia (bitter melon) is the source of this 2182-nucleotide messenger RNA. Its product is annotated as 3-ketoacyl-CoA synthase 5. Gene Ontology annotation, molecular function: acyltransferase activity, transferring groups other than amino-acyl groups. Gene Ontology annotation, cellular component: membrane. Gene Ontology annotation, biological process: fatty acid biosynthetic process. NCBI's taxonomy places the organism in Eukaryota, Viridiplantae, Streptophyta, Magnoliopsida, Cucurbitales, Cucurbitaceae. The record is from RefSeq and is a predicted model, not a curated record.
AUAGAUUGGAGAUAAAAAAACAAAAUACGAAGAACACAAAAGAGAGAAAAAGGAGGGAGAUGUGACUUAAUCUGAGAUGGAAGAAGAGAAAAUAUAGGAGAUAUAAGUAAUUAAAAAGAAAACAUUUAUCUGGACCACGGUAUUCGAGGAGCUUUCUUCGAAGUUUUCUCCAUUUCUAAUCUAAUAUUGGAACAGGGUUGGCAUCCCCAAUGGUCAAACAACAUUAAGUGGCAGGCUGUAGGCGAGGGGAGAGCAGCAUUCAAUAAGGUAAAGAGUAGAGGGAGAGAGAGAGAGUUAAGAGUGGGUGGGUGGGUGGAUGGGUGGAUGGGGUGUUGGGGAACCAAACAAAAGGUGGGGCAACCAAAAGUCACUUCCUCACCAUCUCCUGAUUCAACUAUGUUUUUCAAGAUCACAAUUAUCUCUCUUUUUUUUUUCCUUUUUACCUACUGUAUUUCUAUUUAGUACUGUAAUUUCUUUCCUAUAUAUACUGCUUUAAGAGCUCAGUACAGAAUGUGGAAAACAUUACAAUACAACUCUGUGUGUGUGUGGUGCUGCCUUUUUUCACUAAAAUUCAAAAGCCAUACCUGCACCGCCAUUAAGAUUCCCAUUUCUCCAUAUCGCCACCUCAACCUUUCCUCCAUAACCAAUGGAUUAUGCUCCCAAGGUCAGCCAUGGCGGCACUGUCCUCCAUUCCACUCAAUUAUUCACACACCUUCGCUUGACUUUCUUCCAACUUCUAAACUUUCUCGUUCUCAUUCUCGUGAGUUCCAUUGAAAUUUAUAUUUUCUUAAAAGGAUGGAACCCCAUUUUCCACAUCUUCCUACUCCUGUCUUGUUAUGUCGUCUUCAUUAUCAUAAAGCCUUCCAUUCUGAAUGCUCCUCGUUCAGUUUAUUUAGUUGACUUCUCAUGCCUUAAACCCCCAAGCUUCUGCAGAAUUCCCUUCUCUUUUUUCCUAGAAAAUGCGACUUUGAUUGAUACUUUUGAUAGCGAUAGCAUCAGUUUCAUGGCCAAAACUCUCAAAUCUUCUGGACAAAGUGAAGAAACAUGUCUCCCUCCAGCUUUACACUUCAUUCCACCCAAGACCCAUCAACAGGAAUCCAUCAAUGAAGUCCAUAUGGUGCUGUUUCCUGUCAUGGAAGAUCUUUUAACCAAAACCCAUCUCUCUCCUCGUGACAUUGACAUUCUGAUCGUUAAUUGCAGUGGCUUUUGUCCUUCUCCUUCCCUCUCCUCCAUAGUUAUCAAUCGAUUCUCCAUGAGAAGUGACAUUAAGAGCUAUAAUCUCUCUGGAAUGGGGUGCAGUGCAAGUGCUGUUGCCAUUCAAUUAGCUGAAAAUCUUCUUCAGGUCCACGAGAACUCUUAUGCCAUUGUGCUUAGUACAGAAAUUUUGUCGAACGGUUGGUAUGCAGGAAAAGAACACUCUAAACUACUCCUGAACUGUUUCUUCCGUAUGGGAAGUGCAGCUAUUCUACUCACAAACAGAAAAGAAGCGAAAGAUUCUUCAAAAUAUAAACUACUUAAAACGCUUCGAAAUCAGACAUCAUUCGACGACAAAAGUUACCUUUCAGCCAUUCGCGAGGAGGACGCGGACGGAAAACUCGGAGUCUCUGUGACACGAGAUACGCUUCAGGUUUUCCCCGAAACUCUCCGAACAAACAUAACCAUUAUGGGUUCUUCGAUCUUGCCGCUGUCGGAGAAACUCCGUCACGGCGUUUCCAGGCUGCGAAAGCGAUACGUGGACAAAUCGCAAGAAAUUUACGUGCCGAAUUUCAAGAGCGUGAUUCGGCAUUUUUGCUUGCCGGUAUCGGGGGGUCCGGUGAUAAGGGCGAUCGGAAAAGUGCUGAAGCUUAAGGAGAAGGAUUUGGAGGCGGGAUUGAUGACUCUCCAUAGAUUUGGGAACCAGUCGUCUUCUGCGCUGUGGUAUGAACUUGCGUAUUUGGAAGCUAAAGAGAGAGUCGAAAAAGGAGACACGGUUUGGCAAAUAGGGAUGGGCACUGGGCCCAAAUGUGUUAGUUUGAUUUGGGAGUGUGUGCGGCCCAUUAUUGGAGAGUCCAAGAACGAUCCAUGGGCCCAAGCAAUCGAUCGGUAUCCCAUUUAGGCCCAUUAACCUAGAAGAUCUUGAUCUUUCAAUGGAUGUAGUGUAGACCCAACUAAUAAAAUUGGUUUUUUCCUUGCUUCCUGUUUC